GCAGUCGCGAGGCGGGGCGGGGCAGUGACUGGGGACCCUGACUUGUCUCGCGGUUACUGGGCGAGCGUGAGCGCGCGAGGCUCGGGGAUGGUGCGGGGCGGAGCCUAGUCCGAGUGGGCGCUGUAGGUUUCAGCCGAGCGUCACUGUGCUCGCGGGGCUGAGGUCGGCUCAGGUGAGGUGGUCGCCCCGGAAGUGGCUGUGGCCGUAGCCCCUGGGUGUUGUAAGGAGCCUGCGGCAGAGUUGUUGUUAAGGGGGGCGGCAUCACCUCUCUUCCUCCACCUUCCCUGCAGCAGCCAUGGCGAAAGGCAGAGUCUCUGAACGAUCGCAGACGGCGGCACUCCACACGACCCCCGUGGGGGACAGGUCAGCGGGGACACGGGGUCUCACGGCGCAGAGCGGCGGAGACCACCUGAAGGAAAAAGCCUGUGCAGAAGCUGGGUCAGCAAGAAUGUCACUUCUUAUAUUGGUGUCCAUUUUCUUAUCUGCAGCUUUUGUUAUGUUUCUGGUAUAUAAAAAUUUUCCUCAGCUUAGUGAAGAAGAAAGAGUGAAUAUGAAGGUUCCCAGAGAUAUGGAUGAUGCCAAGGCUCUAGGAAAAGUUUUAUCCAAAUAUAAGGACACCUUUUAUGUACAAGUACUUGUAGCUUAUUUUGCUACAUAUAUUUUCUUGCAAACAUUCGCUAUCCCGGGCUCUAUAUUUCUCAGUAUACUCUCAGGGUUUCUUUAUCCUUUUCCGCUAGCCUUAUUUCUUGUUUGUUUGUGUUCGGGACUCGGUGCCUCAUUCUGCUAUAUGCUCUCCUAUUUAGUUGGGAGGCCAGUUGUAUACAAAUACCUAACAGAGAAAGCAGUAAAAUGGUCACAGCAGGUUGAACGUCAUAGAGAACAUCUCAUUAACUACAUUAUAUUUUUGAGAAUAACACCAUUUCUGCCUAAUUGGUUUAUUAAUAUUACAUCCCCUGUGAUAAAUGUGCCACUGAAAGUUUUUUUUAUUGGCACUUUUCUAGGUGUUGCACCUCCCUCUUUUGUCGCAAUUAAAGCUGGAACAACACUUUACCAGCUUACGACAGCCGGGGAGGCUGUUUCCUGGAACUCAGUAUUCGUUCUAAUGAUUUUGGCUUUUCUAUCCAUUCUGCCAGCCAUCUUCCAAAAGAAACUAAAGCAGAAAUUUGAGUGAGAAAUUAUCUGGGUUUUAGUUUUCCUAUCAUCAUCAUCAUUGUCAUCAUCGUCAUCAUCAUCAUCAUCUCAGGAUUGGCAGGUUUAUGUGUUAAAAUCACCUGUUAAGUAAUUUGAAAUGAGUUUGUAAAAUAUAAUUUCUGAUCACACAGUUAAAGUAAUGCAUGUAAGUGGCAAGGGAGGGAAGAAAGUAAAAAUAGAAAUUGAUGUACCAUGAAAAGUACUGUCAAUAGUUAUGAUAGACACCUUCUAAAUCACUACUUCAGGGUAGCUAUAGAUAAUUAGUAGCAGCACAGUAGGAAAUUCUUGAUCCAACUAAUUCAACUUAAUAUAUUUCAUGAACUGGCUCCACAUACUUACCCUUGACUGGAUAAUUUAGUAUUUUUCCCUCUUACUCCCUUAAUAAUAACUAAAAUAGGGAAAGCAAACACAAAAUAAAAAAACAUAGAUUCUACAUUUUUAAAAAGUAGUAUUAUAGUUCUUGCUAAUGUUAGUCUUUGUUAAGAGCAUAAACUUGAAAACUAAAGCUCAAAAAGAGAUUUACAUUUUCUUUUUUUAACUUUGAGGUAAUAGAUAUGUUUAGAAGCUGCAUGUUGGUAGAUUAUUGAAUUUGGAAAGGAUAUCAAGUUAUAUCUGUUUUCUAAAUUUAUUUUGUUUUUCCUGUUCUAGAUUAUCAUGGGUUAGUCUGAAAUUUAAAAUUCUGGCCAGUCUAUUUUCACCUUUUUUCUAGCUUUCACAGUAUUUCCACUGUGCAUAUGAAAAUGGUGAUUACAUGAUAAUUGUAUUAUAUUGGUGUUGAUAAUUUAUAUUUGGAUAAUAUUUUGUUACACAAUUCCCUUUACUGUCUCAGAGGGGAUCAAAGUAAACAUUCAAAGUAUGCAGUUUUUAGGUGAUAGAUUAAUUAUAUUACUUUAUAUUUUGAAACUGAAGCAGUGGCAGCAUAACACUUAACGUGGUUAAAUACAGUUUAUUUCAAUAACUGAAAAAUUUACCUCAUUUAUUUAUUAGUCUGGUCAUUAAAGUAUAUAUUAUGUAAUUAUCCUUUUUAUGCAUGAUACACUUACAAGAAUGCCUUGUUUCAUUUUUAUUGAUGGGUUUUUUGGUUGGGGACUGCUUUUGAUUAAUGUAAUUACCCAACUUAGUGUUUUUACUUUUUAUAACUCAAAGUAAAAUUAAAUUCUCACAUGGUAACUAUUAUAUUUAAAUGGUCCUAGAAAAACUAAACAGCUUUUUGCUGCUUAAUGGUAAUACCCUUGAAGUCUUGAUUCUAGGACAUAGCUGAUCUAUAAGGUAAAGUACUCUGUCAGUUUCACCUUCACCCAAGACUGUCACAUUGAAAAGUACUUUAGCUGUGGGAGAAAUCCUUGUAUGUUUUUAUUGUGAGAGGAAUGGUCAUCCUCAAAGCUUGUUUCUACUACAUAAUGUGGACUGAUUAUUUUUUCUAUCACAGUAUUAACAAAUGGAUUUAUUGUAAAUACAAAGAAAAUAUAUUAAUUAAUAUACUAUUCUUAUGUCACCUGGCCUUUUGUGUGUAAUUAUUUAUUGUCAUUUCUAGCAAGGUUUUUCUUCCUUCCUUAUUGACCAGAGAUUGAGUGAUACAGCUUUUGUUAUUUUUACAAAUGAACUUAAAACAUAAGUCUUUUUGAACAAAGUUCGCUAAAUAUUACUGUGUAAAAUGUAGUUGAGUACAUUUUUAUCAGACUUUUAAAAAUAAAAGUAAGACCUUGGACUCAGGAGAAACCUA
Mustela erminea (ermine) is the source of this 2914-nucleotide messenger RNA. It is a transcript of the gene TMEM41B, whose product is annotated as transmembrane protein 41B. NCBI's taxonomy places the organism in Eukaryota, Metazoa, Chordata, Mammalia, Carnivora, Mustelidae. Gene Ontology annotation, cellular component: endoplasmic reticulum membrane. The record is from RefSeq and is a predicted model, not a curated record. The transcript has 7 exons. Bases 296 to 1171 code for a protein of 291 amino acids.